Molecule: messenger RNA, 2821 nt
Organism: Panicum virgatum (switchgrass)
Lineage: Eukaryota; Viridiplantae; Streptophyta; Magnoliopsida; Poales; Poaceae
Product: rust resistance kinase Lr10-like
Exons: 3
Coding region: 649-2637 (662 amino acids)
Biological process (GO): protein phosphorylation
Molecular function (GO): ATP binding; protein kinase activity
Source: RefSeq, a predicted model, not a curated record
GUCACAAAGUAUGUCCCUGUGUUGAUGCGGAUUCUAGCCUUGCUGCUGCUACAGACUAACUGGUAUGCUUGCUCGCCGCACUGAGGUGGGUCACCUGGCCUCCGGAAAGGGUAGGAUAUGUUGUGAAUAUCACCACAGGAGAAAGGGGGACACUGACCUUGGCCACCAGCAUCUGCUAAUGGAACUGCAAUUGCAGAAAUAAAGAGAAGUAUAGAUUGCCAGGUAACAGUAGGAUGAAACGCACAUGCUUUGUUCGCCAUGAGAGAUUAGUAGAUGCAGGAAUGCUAGCUAGGAGUGUUGAUUAUGCACAAGCCGAGAAGGGCGCUCAGUUACUUGGGCACAGCAGGCCUGGCAUGAUUGAGAUACCUUUUGACUUGGUACAAAAUACUUUCCAAGUCAAGGUCCGUCCACUUCUAGAUGGAAGUUCUGGACUUGAGAUAUUUUUCCACAUGCCGAGGGUAUUGACUCUGCGUUUACUUGAGCAUAGCAGGAAGUUUCAUGGAAACUUAUAAUUUAUCUUCAGCCACACAACUACAACUAAUAAUACUACUGUGCAACCUUGAAGCUGAUAUCUCCAAAAGCUCGUAGAGUUCUUAUUUGCUUCCAUCUCCUCUUCCUCUUUCUCUCAGUUACUAUAGACAGAGAAACAUGAGAGGAUUUCUUAUCGUAGCCCUUCUGCUCUGUCUUCACAAAGAUGGAGUGUACAUGGCCACCGCAUCGGCUGAUGAAGACCUCUCCAACUACUCUCCGCCAUCUCGGUGCAGCAAACAUGGGCCAGAGAUCAGGUUCCCACUCCAGCUUGAAUCCAGCAAACCCUAUACAUCAUCAUCAUUAUGUGGAUCACCAUGCAUAAAGCUAGCAUGCUCUGGCCAGGACACCAUUCUGGUUGACCCAGUCCUUGCUCCAUACAAAGUGAUUGCAGUAGAUUACAGGAGCGCAACCUUGACAAUUAUCCCACGUUUAAACUACUCUCCCUGCCGCUUGAUUGCCAACUUCAUGUCAGCAAGUUCUAUGAUCCCAUAUGAUAUAGACUAUCCUGGAUAUACUUUCUAUAGUGGAUUUGCGGUACACUGUUUUAAAAAGUUCACACCAAGUACUGAUGGUGAUUAUAUAGUUGGCCCAAUCUUUUGCCUUAGCAACGCAACACACUUUUUCUAUUUGGUGUAUGCUCGUGCAGAUAUGUCUAUUCUUCCGUUGGACUGCAAGGCAGUCUCAAAUGGCACUAUUCCAAUUCCAGUGGCAGAUAUCAUGCCAUAUACAACAUUCAAGGAACAAGUAGAAAUGAUCCUCAACAAUGCCGCAAUGACUGUCGGUUGGUGGAUUCAUGAGUAUGAACCAGAAUUUGCUUUCAGUGGCACACAAUGCGGACGUCAAACGGGAUUCUGCGAAUUCACAGAAAGAAACGUCAAUGGUUCCACAAUGUUUGUCAGUCAGUGUAAUUAUGAACUAGGAAUUGCAUACAACUGCACACAUUGUGAACGUCAAGGGCGACACUGUGCAUUCAGUUCACAGAUGAACCAAACAUUCUGCAUGCAUCACGGUUCACGUGUCAAAGUCAUUGCAGCUACAUCAUCGGCAGCUGCAUUAGUUAUUUUGUUGAUGGCGGCCACUGCACUCUAUCUUUCACUUAAGUCAAAAUAUAAUGAAGAGAUAAACUUGAAGGUUGAAAUGUUUCUCAAGACAUAUGGUACAUCAAAACCCACGAGGUACACUUUCUCUGAAGUUAAGAAGAUAGCAAGGCGGUUCAAGAAAAAAGUAGGCCAAGGUGGAUUUGGAAGUGUAUACAAAGGUGAGCUACCAAAUGGAGUGCCUGUGGCUGUCAAAGUGCUAGAGAACUCUACGGGAAAGGGAGAUGAAUUUGUCAAUGAAGUUGCAACCAUAGGGCUAAUCCACCAUGCAAAUAUUGUGCGCCUAUUGGGAUUUUGCUCUCAAGGAACAAGACGUGCCCUCAUUUAUGAAUUCAUGCCUAAUGAGUCAUUGGAGAAAUACAUAUUCAUGCAUGCUUCCGGUGCAUCUCAAGAACAUCUAGUACCAAACAAAAUGGUAGAUAUUGCUUUAGGCAUUGCCCGAGGAGUGGAAUAUCUACAUCAAGGAUGCAACAAGCGCAUCCUCCACUUUGACAUCAAGCCUCACAACAUCUUGCUGGACUACAACUUCAACCCAAAGAUCUCAGACUUUGGCCUCGCAAAACUUUGUGCGAGGGAUCAAAGUAUUGUUACUCUGACGACAGCAAGAGGCACUAUGGGCUAUAUUGCACCAGAGCUGUAUUCCAGGAAUUUUGGAGAUGUAUCCUACAAGUCAGAUGUUUACAGUUUUGGCAUGCUGGUGUUAGAAAUGGUAAGUGGGAGGAGGAACUCAGAUCCAAGUGUUGACAACCAAAAUGAGGUUUACCUCCCAGAGUGGAUCUUUGAGAGGGUAAUCACUGGGAAUGACUUGGUGGUGCUUGCUAGAGAAAUGACAGGAGAAGAAAAAAGAAAGAUCAGGCAGCUAGCCAUUGUGGCCCUAUGGUGCAUUCAAUGGAACCCAAGAAAUCGACCCUCGAUGACAAAGGUGGUGAACAUGUUGACAGGGAGGUUGGAGAAUCUACAGAUGCCCCCAAAGCCUUUCAUCCCAUCCCAAAGUCAUCCUGCGCCUUAGAGCAUGGAGAAUACUCUAGUUAGUACUAACAUGUGAAUAGUAAGUUGUCACCGUGUAAUACUAGUUGUUUGCAACAGAUAAGAUUUGUAGUGCACUUCAUUGUAUUCGGUAAUUCAGAUACAAUUUUUCUUUUUUUAAGUUUCCAUACUCUGUAAUGGAAAGAAGUUACCUCCACUUUUACUUC